AUGUCGCUCUCUUUUGGCCUCAACUCGAAAUCCAAGGCGCCGGCCUCGCCGCCAAAGCCCAAGCGACGUCCAGUAGCUAUGAAUGUGCUAGGCGACGACUCGGACGACGACAUUCCGGCAGAAGCAGCUCCCAAAACCAAUGUCUUUGAAGAAGAGCUCACCGAAUUCGACUCCUCGAAGCCAUCACGUCCGUCCGCUCCGGUCCCUGCGCCCAAGAAGAAGCCUCUGAACAAGCCAAAACCUGGUUCAAUCCCUGCCAAACCUCCGACAAGGAAAUCUCAAGGCGUAAACCCAGACGAGUACAGCGACUUGUCUGCUCAACGCGAAAGUGCAGCCUAUGCGGCACAAGCGACCGAACUAGAUUCUACGAUUUACGACUAUGAUUCCUUCCACUCCGCCGCAACUUCGGCAGCCUCGGCCAGAAAAGCAGCAGCGAAACAAGAAAGCGUAGCCCAAGGCCCGAAGUACAUGAAUGCGCUCCUCACAGCAGCCGCGCAACGAAAGCAAGAUCAACAAGUCGCUCGCGAAAAGUUCCUGCAAAAGGAACGUGAGAAUGAAGGCGAGGAGUUUGCGGACAAGGAGAGCUUCGUCACUGGAGCGUAUAAAGCGCAACAGGAAGAGAAUCAGCGACUGCGUGAAGAGGAAGAGAAGAAGGCUGCUGAAGAAGAGGAGAAGAAAAGGAAGUCUGGUGGAGGUAUGCAAGGUUUCUACCGCAAUGUCAUGGCAGACAGCGAGCGCAGACAUCAAGAAGCUCUCGAAGCAGCCGCUGAGAUGGAGAAGCGAAAACUCGCCGGUGAUGCCAUGACAGAAGACCCAGAGACCAAAGAGGAAAAGGACAAGAUUGCAGAAUUGGCAGCAAAGGGUGUCAACAUCACACUGAAUGACGAGGGUCAAGUAGCAGAUAAACGACAACUUCUCACCGCCGGUCUGAACGUCCUUGCCUCUCCUUCCGCACCGCCAAAACCAGCCGCAAUUAUUCAAAAGCAAGACGAUUCUGCUCAAUGGAACAAGAAACGCGACAACGGUGUCCGAGAGAGGCAAACAAGGAUGAUGGAGCAACAGCUUGAAGAGAGCAGAAAGCGCGCAUUGGAACAAGAUAAAGAGGAACAAGAGAGGUUGGAAAAGGCUAGUAAGAGUAAGAAGACAGAUACGGAUAUCAGUUCGGCGAGAGAGAGGUUCUUGGCUAGAAAGAGAGAAAAGGAGGAGGCGGCCAAGAAGAAGGCGUGA
Molecule: messenger RNA, 1227 nt
Organism: Aureobasidium subglaciale EXF-2481
Lineage: Eukaryota; Fungi; Ascomycota; Dothideomycetes; Dothideales; Saccotheciaceae
Exons: 1
Coding region: 1-1227 (408 amino acids)
Biological process (GO): regulation of alternative mRNA splicing, via spliceosome
Source: RefSeq, a predicted model, not a curated record